AUGACGCUCUCCUCCUUUCUCCGCAUCACCCCCCGCCUUGCACCGACUGCUAUCCGACGGAGCGCAAGAGCUGCAUCCUCGGUUGCAAGUACGUCACAGGCCAACAAGACUUUGGAUUCAAUAUUGAUUGCCAAUCGUGGUGAAAUCGCGCUCCGGGUUGGGCGGACUGCCGCAGAGCACGGAAUUCGUGUCACAACUCUCUACACUGACCCUGAUAGCCGAGCACAACAUGCUUUGAGUACACCGCAUGCUUUUAACUUAGGCUCUGUAUCGGCCUAUUUGGAUGGAGACCGCAUUAUUGAGAUUGCAAAGCGAGAAGGGUGCCGUGGUAUUCACCCUGGCUAUGGGUUUUUGAGCGAGAACUCCGCUUUUGCUCGGAAAUGUACAGAGGCCGGUAUUGUGUUUAUUGGCCCGCCAUGGAAGGCUAUCGAAGAUAUGGGUGACAAAAGUCGGUCCAAGGAGAUCAUGCUCGCAGCCGGUGUGCCAUGCGUGCCCGGCUACCACGGCCAGAAUCAAGAUCCCGCGUUCCUGGAGAGCGAAGCCGACAAAAUCACAUAUCCGGUACUCAUCAAGGCCAUCAAGGGAGGUGGUGGAAAGGGUAUGCGUAUCGCACAUUCCAAAUCUGAGUUCCAGGCACAAUUGCAAUCCGCAAAGUCAGAAGCGAUGAACUCGUUUGGAGAUGAUCAUGUCCUGGUGGAAAAGUACAUCACCACGCCGCGACACAUUGAGGUGCAGGUCUUUGCAGACAAACACGGCAACUCUGUCGCUCUCGGUGAGCGAGACUGCAGUAUUCAGCGCCGGCAUCAGAAGAUUCUCGAGGAAUCUCCGGCUCCCCAUCUUCCGGAUGCUACUCGGAAGGAUCUAUGGGAUAAGGCUCGUGCUGCCGCCCUUGCGGUCGGUUACGAGGGUGCUGGUACUGUGGAGUUCAUCUUUGACAAUGAUUCGGGUGAUUUCUACUUUAUGGAGAUGAACACUCGUCUCCAAGUUGAGCAUCCCGUGACGGAGAUGGUGACGGGCCAAGACUUGGUCCAUUGGCAGAUCAUGGUGGCUGAGGGCGCCCCUCUGCCGAUGACUCAAGAAGAGGUGGAACGGAACAUUGCGCUCAGUGGUCAUGCUAUUGAAGCUCGUAUCUAUGCGGAAAACCCUGACAUGGGAUUCAUCCCCGAUUCUGGUCGGCUACUUCACGUUCGAACUCCUGCCACAAGCAAAGACGUCCGAAUUGAUGCUGGAUUCGUGGAGGGCGAUGAUGUCUCUGCCCACUACGAUCCCAUGAUCUCCAAAUUGAUUGUUCGUGGUGAGACCCGUGAAGAGGCGCUACGCAAGCUGGCCACCGCACUCGAGCAGUAUGAAGUCGCUGGGCCUGUCACCAACAUCGAGUUCUUGAAAACUGUCUGCCGCAGCGCAGAUUUUAUCGCUGGUGAAGUGGAGACUGGUUACAUUGAGAAGCACCGGGAGGAACUGUUUGCUCCCAAGGUAAUCGAGGAUGAAGUCCUCGCCCAGGUUGCAUUGGCCUGCCUGCACCGAGACAUGCUCUCUGCUGCCGCCAGUCCCUCCGCGGGCCUCGCCGGAACCGCUGUUGGAUUUGCGCCCAGUUACCAGCAGCGCCAGCUAUCUUUCACUUCAACGACCGGUCCCGACGCUGAAGUCGAGACUUUUGAUGUUCGCGUCCAGCAAACCGCGGAUCAAACGUUCAAUAUUGAAGUCGGAUCUCAGGUCUUCCCGCAAGUGACAAGUACCAUGGACCCAACGUCUCGCGUAGUGACAUCCUUCUUCGGCCACACGCGUCUGGAUACUACCGUCGUGCAAGACGCAGAGAUGGACAUGGUCAUUGCUUUCCAGCGCGGAAAGCAGUAUCGUUUGGGAGUGCCACGGGCCAAGUGGAUGGAAAAGGCUCUCGGCCUGAAGGACGUUGCCAACAGCGUGCUGGCACCGAUGCCUUGCAAGGUCUUGCGCGUGGAGGUACAAGCGGGAGAUGUGGUGGAGAAGGACCAGCCAUUAGUGGUGAUUGAGAGUAUGAAGAUGGAGACGGUGAUUAGAAGCCCGCAACGUGGUACCAUUGCUCGCGUGGUUCAUCAGCAAGGUGAUCAAUGCAAGAGUGGCACCCCUCUUGUUGAGUUCGCCGAUGAAAGCGAGUCGUAG
Messenger RNA from Penicillium diatomitis, 2139 nucleotides. RefSeq names its product acetyl/propionyl/methylcrotonyl-CoA carboxylase subunit alpha. Gene Ontology annotation, cellular component: mitochondrion. The transcript has 5 exons. The record is from RefSeq and is a predicted model, not a curated record. Gene Ontology annotation, molecular function: metal ion binding; methylcrotonoyl-CoA carboxylase activity; ATP binding. Bases 1 to 2139 code for a protein of 712 amino acids. Lineage: Eukaryota; Fungi; Ascomycota; Eurotiomycetes; Eurotiales; Aspergillaceae.